This is a messenger RNA of Colossoma macropomum (tambaqui), 1027 nucleotides long. It is a transcript of the gene admb, whose product is annotated as adrenomedullin b. Gene Ontology annotation, molecular function: adrenomedullin receptor binding; hormone activity. Lineage: Eukaryota; Metazoa; Chordata; Actinopteri; Characiformes; Serrasalmidae. Gene Ontology annotation, biological process: adrenomedullin receptor signaling pathway; positive regulation of heart rate; regulation of systemic arterial blood pressure. The transcript is spliced from 4 exons. Bases 19 to 741 code for a protein of 240 amino acids. The record is from RefSeq and is a predicted model, not a curated record. Gene Ontology annotation, cellular component: extracellular region.
CUUGUUGGUUAGUUUAGAAUGGGGAUGUGGCUGGCUGUCACUCAGACUAGCUCCCGCCUCCUCCCACCCCCUGUAAAGUAUAAAAGGCUCCCAGGUUUGCCUUUUACACUCAGAGCUUUGGUAGUAUUACAGCUACAUCCUUAUCUACCAUACAGAGAAGUGGAUGUUAUUUGGGAAAUACCUGUUUCUCUGGACCUUUCAUCAGUAUUUGUGAAGUCAGAAGUAGAGCUCUUUAAUUCCCAAUCAAGAAUAGAGCUUCUCAGGUCCAUGUCCAAAAUGAAGAGCGUUUUUCUUUGCUGUUUGCUGGCCACUCUCUUGCCUUGCGCUCUAAGUGCAACACUUCAGGUCAACUCUGAUGGAGGAGACAAGCUGAGUGUGUGGCUGCAGAGCAGGUUGAGGAGGGAGCUGUGUGUGCCUGACAGUUUAGAAGAUUCAGGAGAAUUUCAGCAGCAGAAUGAGGAUACAGACUCUGUCACGCACAGGCACAGUAGUCAGAGUGAGAGAGUGAAGCGGGGCUGUAAUCUGCUCACCUGUUCAGUGCACGAUUUGGCCCACCGCCUUAACCAGCUCCGUGAGAGGACGAACAACGCCCCCCCAGAUAAGAUCAGCCCACAUGGUUACGGCCGUAGGAGGAGGCGCUCACUGCCUCAGCUCUCUGCCGCAGAGACAGGCGGUCAGGGCCGUGUGAAGCUGAACAGGUUCCGACCCCAGAGACGUGGAUCACCUCAAAAAUGGACUUAAACACCGACCUGCGGUUUGUCCUGAGCCUUUUCUCUCAUGCCGGCUCAGUUUGCUGAAAUACUACUGACAGCUCCUUUGCUAAACUUUAGGGUGUCCUCUCCAGGCACAAAGGUGGGGGACAAACGCUACACCUGCAAGCAGCUGGAACUCCUUUCUCCAUCCUUUAUCAGAGAGACAGGACUGAGGAUAAGGACUCGGGUCACCUGGAAAGAAGGGGUGUUUGUGUAAAGUGGGUCAGGCAGUUCUGUCUCAUAAGAAAGGGGAGCAGGAGUUCGAGUCAGAUAAC